CUCGUGCUACAUGUAGACUCACAAAAACCCUACCAAGAACAUCAUCAACUUCCCGGCGCGACGGCAUGGACGAGGAUCGAUUCCGGAGCUGCAGCUCGAAGACAGCCAGGCGUCGUCUGCGCAACCUCCUCGUCCUCGCCGCAGAUUACCUCAAGUACCUCUUCAUGAGCCGGCGCCGACUCCUCCGCAGGGUGGCGAGGCGCACCCACGCCGUCCUGUCCUCCUACCACGGCAAGAGCAACAAGUGUCUGCCGCCAUACUGUCCUCCUCGGGCGUUAAUGGAGCACGAGUUUUCGUGCAGCGACAGCCCUAGCCCCGCGUUCCUCGCGGCCAAGAGGCUCCAGUCACGGCUGAAGCGGGGUGCCGCCGCCGGCGCUGCCGUCUCUUCGUGCUUUGGCGCCACCGUUGGGGCCUCGUACGGGUCGCCGCCAGCGACAGAGGAGGACGGCGUGGUUGAGGAGGAAGAUGACGCUGAUGUGUGGGAAUGCUACGGGCUUGAGCCUGACGUGGACUACAGGGCGGAGGAGUUCAUCACAAUGUUCUAUGAGCAGCUCAGAGCGCAGAACAUUCCUCCGGUUUUGCAGCGCUCGCCGUGACGCGCGACGCUGAGAC
Molecule: messenger RNA, 612 nt
Organism: Hordeum vulgare subsp. vulgare (domesticated barley)
Lineage: Eukaryota; Viridiplantae; Streptophyta; Magnoliopsida; Poales; Poaceae
Exons: 1
Coding region: 66-596 (176 amino acids)
Source: RefSeq, a predicted model, not a curated record